Molecule: messenger RNA, 5121 nt
Organism: Misgurnus anguillicaudatus (oriental weatherfish)
Lineage: Eukaryota; Metazoa; Chordata; Actinopteri; Cypriniformes; Cobitidae
Source: RefSeq, a predicted model, not a curated record
UCUAUACAUAUAUGUCAUCUUUAUUUGCUAUGGUUUCUUUUUUAUCUUUUUGCAGUGCAUUUAUGUGUACCUCAAAAUCAUUUUGGGAAGAAUUUACUUGCGUUCACGUAAAAAGAAACUUAUUUUUAGAGAUGUGAUUUUUGUUUUGUUUUGGUGAGGUAAGUGAAUUCAUGUUUGUAUAUGGGGAGGUUGUGAAGGGGGAACCUCACAGAUGAGGACUCUGAGCCUCUCUGGUAUUCUUCUCUUGUCCGGUUCGUGUCCGGUUUCUUUUCUUUGCCCUGCAAACACAGACGCGCUUUAUGAAGUGCGUGCGCACGGGGACGCGCUGGAUGAAACUCCGCGCGGGCACAGCAUGUCUGGGUACAGAAAGUUUACCUAGUUUAAGGAUACCACCCCCCAUAUAUGUGGAUCAGCAACAUUCUACACGUCUUUUCAUGACGUCUCUUGACGCACCCUCCUGAUGAAUGAAGGGCAGAUGUGGCGUAUACGCAAGCGUUACGCACGCCCCGCCCUCUACCUGCAGGCUCCGCCCACUAACAUUGAGACGCACCUGAAUCCAGCGACACGGAAGUCCGGCUGAGAUUAUUCAACACUAAACGCCGCCGUGGAAGUCACUCGCAAACUUUGUGACACUCGCUGUGAAGUUCAACACAUUUGUCAAGAUGUAUUCUGGAUAUAUUCUGAAUCUCUGACGGUUUGACAGCCGGCGAUGUUACGCGCAGGGUGUGUGCCAGGUGAAGUUUUGUUUCCUACUCUCUGAACGGCAGCCUCCAUUCAGCCCUGCCACAAAAGAAUGACAUUUCUCCGCCGGGUUCUGCGCAGACGACUGCGCCCAUGGAAGCUCGCCGCCGUUGCGCUGGUGUUCGUGACAUUUCUGUUUCUGAUGCAGAGAGAAGUGGUCAGUCAGAACUCUCAGAACGAGCCCUGGCUCAAGGAAAUCGUGGUGAAACGGGACGCCGUCUUUGGGAUGGUGAUGGGAGCCGUGAAUAACUUUCGGGAUGCCAUGCCAAAGAUGCAGAUCAAAGCUCCCAUGAGACAGCAGCAGGGAAACGACGGAAGCCCGGCCUGUUUAGCCGGAUACUACACGGCCGCCGAGCUCCGGCCGGCUUUGGAAAGGCCCCCGCAGAACCCCAGUCAACCGGGGGCUUCUGGGAAACCUUUUCACACUGACAACCUAAGUCCAGAGGAGCAGAAGGAGAAGGAUAGAGGAGAUGAGAAGCACUGCUUUAACUUGUACGCCAGUGAUCGGAUCUCGCUCAGCAGAGACCUGGGACCUGAUACCAGACCUCCGGAAUGCAUAGAGCAGACGUUUAAACGCUGUCCAGCUUUGCCGACCACAAGCGUGAUCAUCGUCUUCCAUAAUGAAGGAUGGAGCACUUUACUGCGUACUGUCUACAGCGUCCUGCACACUUCUCCUGCUAUUCUUCUCAAGGAGAUCAUCCUCGUGGAUGACGCCAGCUCUGACGAUCGACUGAGGAACGAACUGGACGAAUACCUGAAACAGUUACACAUUGUCCGAGUGGUCCGUCAGCUUGAGAGGAAAGGUCUGAUCACGGCUCGACUCCUCGGGGCUUCGGUGGCUACAGGAGACACUCUCACCUUCUUGGAUGCCCACUGCGAGUGCUUUCAAGGAUGGCUGGAGCCUCUGCUGGCUCGGAUAGCUGAGAACUACACGGCCGUGGUGAGUCCAGACAUCACUACCAUAGACCUCAACACAUUUGAGUUCAUGAAGCCCUCACCGUAUGGACAGAACCACAACCGAGGGAAUUUCGACUGGGCCCUGUCCUUCGGCUGGGAGACGCUUCCGGCUCAUGAGAAACAGAGACGAAAAGAUGAAACGUAUCCGAUUAGGACUCCAACGUUUGCAGGCGGGUUGUUUUCUAUUUCCCGAGAUUAUUUUUAUGAGAUCGGAAGCUACGAUGAGGAAAUGGAGAUUUGGGGAGGAGAAAAUAUUGAAAUGUCCUUUAGGGUGUGGCAGUGCGGAGGGCAGCUGGAAAUCCUGCCCUGUUCUGUUGUCGGUCACGUGUUUCGUACAAAGAGUCCCCACACCUUCCCUAAAGGCACACAGGUGAUCGCUCGCAAUCAGGUGCGACUGGCGGAGGUGUGGAUGGACGAUUAUAAAGAAAUCUUCUACAGGAGAAACCAGCAGGCUGCACAGAUCGCCAAAGAGCACUCAUAUGGAGACAUCUCCAGGCGUGUGGAUCUCAAAGAAAAGCUUCAAUGUAAAAGUUUUUCCUGGUUUUUGAAAAACGUCUAUCCGGAGGUCUUUCUGCCUGAUCUCAAUCCAGUGCAGUUUGGUUCGAUAAAGAGCAUUGGUAAGGAUGCCUGUUUGGACGCUGGUGAAAAUAAUGAGGGAGGAAAAACUCUCAUCAUGUAUCCCUGCCAUGGAAUGGGAGGAAACCAGUACUUUGAGUAUUCAACCCAUCAUGAAAUCAGACACAAUAUACAGAAGGAACUCUGCCUGCACGCGGCCGACGGAGCCGUCAAAUUAGAGGACUGCCAGUAUAAAGGACACGACACGCAGACCGGAUCACAACAGAAAUGGGAAUUAAGAAAGGAUCAGCUGUUCUUUAACAAGGGCUCGAAAAAGUGCCUGACGUCUCAUCAUGAAAACCCUUCUCUCGCGACCUGCGAUCCAUCUGACAGAUACCAGCAGUGGGUCUUCAUUUAAACAGACCACACACACACACGCAGGGUCCAAAAUUAACUUUUUAUUAAGUUAUAGAGAAUCUGUCAUAAAUAUUGAUUUUAUUUAAAACAUUUUAUGUGAAACGUCAACCAAAUUAUUUUCUUGAUUUAUUUUGGUGCCUUGACAAAAAUAUAUUUUAGGUACAGUAUGUGUCACCACAUGGAAUUUUGAAGAAAACGUUAAGCUUCAUAUAAACCAUUUGGAUAAAGAUGUGAUGCUAAAAUAUCUACCGCGAGAAUUUGUUAGAUGCACAAUUGUUUUUAGCAGAAGACGACACUAAAGUUUGAUGUGCACGCCUCGUUGCAUUUUUUUAUUUGAGUGAAGCUAACUCCAUAUUAUUUCUUGCCAUACCCAGUUUUAAUUUUCACUCAAGUGUUAAUUUUGGACCCUGCACAUACAGCACACUACGUACUACAGAGAUAGGAUUUUAAUUUAUCUUAUACAUGGAAACUACUGCCGCUGGAAAGGUGGAAAAUCUCCAAAGCACAAACAUUCCUGUAUGCCAGUGCCAAGGCGUCUUGUGUGUGGGCACUUAGAAAAGUGCAGUAAAGUGAAGUUAUUCUUUCUUCUAGUCUUUCUUUCAUCCUCUUCAUUCCUUUGAUUUUAAAGUCUGCUAUUGUUUAACAUUUAAUUUUGGACUGUAAUCUCACUUCGUCCACAUCGGUGCUCAACGUCAACUGCGUUUCUGAACGUGAAACGCAUGUCUAACAAAAACAGAGGCCUUAUAUUUAAACCGUCAUGUUACGUGAAGAUUUUACAGCACCAAAGACUUCAUAAAAAAAGUAUUUGAUAUUUCCUCUUCAAAAAUGGAUUUUGCUGUAGUGAUGUGAGACGGGUCGUGUCUGUUAUGCAGUACACUCUGAAAUAAAGGUGCUUCACAAUGCCAUAGAAAAAUCAUGGUUCCAUAACAUCGAUCUGAAGAACCUUUCAGUGUCAGGUUCUAAUAGUGAUUAUAAUUAUUAGAUUAUAAAAAGUUAUGAAAGAAGUGAGUUACCUUUGACUGAAUUGAAGGCUGUAAACACACAUUGGGGGGGACAAAAACAUUCAGGGGUGGGAUUUGGCCGUUUUUGAUUAUCGAGGGGUCUAUUGUGGUUAAAUGGCUCUGACUGAAUUGUUCAAAUGGGAACCAAUAUGGUUCUUCUACACUGUAAAAGAUUUAUGGAGCUGUUUGCCAAUCCAUAUUGUAGAUAUAAAUUUAUGUUCAACAGUUUGUUUAAAGUUUAAAGAACAUUAAAGUCUUUGUCUUUGCAGAAUAAAACUAUAAAUUAACAGCGUCAUGCAAAGCAUUCUAGGAACCAAAAUCCUCAUCAACCUUUUUCAUUUUUUCGGUUCCCAAAAUGCUUUAUUUUAGUUUUAGUCUAUGAAGAUAAAGUCUUGUUAAUGUUUAAUGUUCAUUUAACUGUGAACAAACUGUUGAACAUAAAUGUAAAUCUACAGUAAGUCACUGACAAACAGCUGGCAGUAAUAUUGUCAUUUCGACAGAAAUUUUAAGUGUAUGACAUUGCUAGCAUCUUUAUUCAAGUGUGUAUUUUCACAACUGUAUUAAAAAUUUGAGGUGUAAUUUAACCUCCUAAGACCCGAACUUUGGUUUGGCUUGCAUUUGAUAUUUCUUCCAGCUAUUUGGGGUUAGAAAGAACCAAUAAAUAAAAUAACCAAUUUUUUUUAGGUUCCAGUUACACAGCAUUAAGUAUUAUGGUGCAAACAACAAAAAAUUUGAUGUCUAUGUGGACACACCAGGUCUUAGGAGGGUAAGAAAGUAUAUAAAAGAAGUAUAUAAAAUGCGGUACGAAAAUAACAUUAUUUUGAUGAUUUUUUAUUUUAUUUUAUACAGAUUGUUGAUAAAUUUAUACAGAUUAUUGUAAUUUUAUUCAAAUGGGUGAAAUGUUUGAGCGAGGGGUACAUUUUGAGAAUUUCCCUUGUAACUUAAUUCUUGAAAAAAAAUUAUCCAAUAUUUUAGGAUAUACAGUAUGUGAUCAAUUGAGAUAUGACAAAAUCAUAAAAAAUAUAUUUUUCUUAAACAGAUUUUUGUUCACGCUUUGUUUUAAUGAUGGGAUUUUUUGCAUUUUGUUUUGUUUAUUAUUUUUUUGUAAAACUUUAGUGGUGUUAAGAAUAUUUAACAAGAUAAGAAUGAUUACUGUGGUCAUGAUCUGUGACAGCAAUGCAGACUUACAAAAUCAGCAAAUAGCAGAAGGGGGCGCUAUUACACAAGAAUAUGUGUUCAGAAUAUAAAUGCAAUACAGAACUGCGAAGCAGCAGAUGAAAUAUGUAAUUACUUUUUAUAACUGUUUACAUCUGUCAAAAACCACUGUUACUUAAUAUUUUCAUGGAUUUAUGUAGAUUAUAUUUUGGGUUAUUUUUUGUAAACUUGUUUAAUUUUUGUAAGAGACUGUUGAAGGGUUGUGCAUAAAAUUGGAGACGUGUUAUUUAUUUUA